Juglans regia (Persian walnut) is the source of this 1457-nucleotide messenger RNA. RefSeq names its product single-stranded DNA-binding protein, mitochondrial-like. Bases 746 to 1273 code for a protein of 175 amino acids. The transcript has 6 exons. The record is from RefSeq and is a predicted model, not a curated record. Gene Ontology annotation, biological process: positive regulation of helicase activity; mitochondrial DNA replication. Gene Ontology annotation, molecular function: single-stranded DNA binding. Lineage: Eukaryota; Viridiplantae; Streptophyta; Magnoliopsida; Fagales; Juglandaceae. Gene Ontology annotation, cellular component: mitochondrial nucleoid.
UCUCUAAAAGCUCAUUUGUAUAUCGAUGUUUGUUUGUAUAUCGUAGAUAUGAAAACUUGUAUAUGGUUUUUGUUUUAGUCAUUUUUUAAUUUUUGAAAUGCAUAUUUAAUUAAAAGCAUAGAGGCUGUACAACCCAUUUACACUGAACUGUGUAAAAGAUACACCAAACUAGAUUAAAAGGAAAUAGGCGAAUAAUCCUUGAAUUCUAAUAGGUUGGAGAACUGGGAGCUGUUAUGAGCAGCUAUCCAAGCUUAGAUAUUGUUGAGUACUAUGUAUUUUUAUUUUUGUUUCUAUGCCAAAAAUUUCACAUAACAUGUUCAAAACGUGUGUUUCGAAAAUGUUAUGUGAACUUGUUUUUGAAGACUAUGUGGACUUGGAUGGAUUCUCUUGUUAAUUAGCCGACUAAAAUUUGGAAUUGAUGUAAUUUUAACUACGUUUUCUUUCUGGGUUAGUUCAAUUUUCUUUUUGGGUUACUUCUUUUAUAGUAUUGGGCAUGGUCAUCAUGUUUGAUCUUAGAGGAUUUUCCACAAGUACUUAAUAGGCAUAAAGUACUUCAUAGUAUUUGGGGACUUCUUAUUUAUUUAGUAAUUUUACUAAGAUCAAUGGGUAAUGAAGUGAUAAUUGGAGAUGGGCAUGUUGGGAGGACAUUAUAUUUGUAUACUGGUUUUUUCUAUGGUUUUAGCUGUUGGUGUGCAAUGAAGCUCAGAUCCAGGUUACUCAACUAUGUCAUUUGAUUGUGACAACGAUGAGCGAAAAAGUGACAAUGAAGAUCAAAAGAAAAAUGAUGUGGAAGAGGAUUUUGAUAACUUUCUUGGUGGCAAGGCAGAGGAGCUACAACCCCAAGGUGUGGAUCCAAGAAGGGGUCCGGAUUUUCGUGGUGUCUACAAGUGCUUUUAUACAGGCAAUUAUAUGUGGAAAAGUUGGGCAAGCCCCUGUGCAGAAGAUCCUAAGAAAGGGCCGAUCGGUAACCAUCUUCACAGUUGGGACAGGGGGCAUGUUUGACCAAAGAAUUGUAGGAGCAAAAGACUUGCCAAAACCUGCUCAGUGGCAUCGAAUUGCUGUGCAUAAUGAAGCCCUUGGAGCUUAUGCAGUACAACAACUUGUUAAAAACUCUUCUGUUUAUGUUGAGGGUGACAUUGAAACGAGAGUUUACAACGACCGCAUCAAUGGUGAAGUUAAAAAUAUCCCAGAGAUAUGUGUUCGUCAAAAUGGGAAAAUUCGGCUUCUAAAGACCAGAGAAAGUCUCAGCAGUAUUUCUUUUGACGAUCUUUGAGAAGGAUUGUUUUAGCCUAGCGUCAAAUGGCACUUCUGAAAAAAGCUUGCAGUUGAAGCCUCUAACUUGGUAAUAUCCUGUUAAGUUAGCCUGACCCUAACCAGACUCUGUUCAGAGAUGCCACCAUUUUAUGCCUUUCUUUCCCUUUGAGAAAAUAAAAGGUUUUUUUUUUUUUUUUGGGGGG